Molecule: messenger RNA, 13414 nt
Organism: Rhineura floridana
Lineage: Eukaryota; Metazoa; Chordata; Lepidosauria; Squamata; Rhineuridae
Gene: TANC2
Product: tetratricopeptide repeat, ankyrin repeat and coiled-coil containing 2
Exons: 29
Coding region: 918-7175 (2085 amino acids)
Biological process (GO): regulation of dendritic spine morphogenesis
Cellular component (GO): dendritic spine
Molecular function (GO): protein binding
Source: RefSeq, a predicted model, not a curated record
GCGUUAGAAUGUGCGAAAGAAAGGGGCCAACUCUGUCAAAGAAGGCGCGCCCCCUGCUGCCCACAGAUCAGGAGGGGGGACGAAGUUGAAGCGUCGCGCGCGCCAGGGAGGUGGUUCUAACCCCACCCACCACCUGUGUGCUGGCAGAAGCCGCCGUCCCUCCCAUCUUCGGGUGGGAAAAGAGAGAGGGGAGCGCGCCACCCUCCACGGGACUGAACGACCUGGCAGACGCGUGGCGCGUGCGCGACUGUGCAUGCGCGCGCAGACCUGAAAGAAGAAGUGCGAGGCGGUGCCGCCUCCCACCACCCGCUAUCCCGCGGAAUCACUUCACCCAUUGGGGCGCCGCGCGUGGAAGAGGGUGGCGCGCCUCCGCUCGUCAUUUGCUUCCCUUUCGCCGCCGUGGGGGUUGUUUUGUGAGGGGGAAAAGCGGCCGCCGGGCUGAAGGGGGAGGGGGCAGCGGCAGGCGCCGCCGCCGCCGCCGCCAUCACCAUCCCUGUCUCCGUCAGCAUCGCCCCCUGCUUGGCUGUAUCUGGAGGAAGGAAGGAAGGAAGGAGUGAGCCGCCACCGCUCCUCCUCCUCCUCCUCGGGAUGUGGUGAGGGAGGCAGGGAAGGCACCCCCACCUCUGCCUCGCAGCCCCUCUCCCAAAACUCCGGGGCAGAGGAAGGGAAGGAGGAGAAGCCGAAGUUGCCGCGCCCGGAGAGGAGCCCGGACAGACCCCGACGCCGGAGGAGGUUUGGUGCUCUCGACUGACUUUGCAAGACAUGGCCUUUCUGCAGUAAAAUUCUGGAUUCUACAUUGUUACCAACAUGGGGGCUACUUUGCAAAUAUUACCCAAUUUGCAGAACCCAAUCAUGGCAGCAUUUUUUCCCAAACUAUUAAACAGUUUUUGGGGCGUGCUGAUUAGACCAGAACCACCAUGUUUCGGAACAGUCUCAAGAUGCUUCUUACGGGUGGGAAAUCAAACCGCAAAAACAGAUCCAGUGAUGGAGGAGGCGAAGAACCAUCAGACCGAAGGCAGGCAAGCAUAGAUUACUGUCAGAGCCGUUCUGGGCAAGGUGGCAGCUCCACAGAGAACGAUUGUGCUUUUGAACCAGAGUAUGCUAUCCCAACACUCCCAGUGCCUGAAGGUAUGCAGCACAUUCGGAUUAUGGAAGGCAUGUCCCGCUCUCUCCCAUCCUCCCCAUUACUAACACAUCAGUCUAUCAGUGUUCGGCUCCAGCCCAUGAAGAAAUUGACUGUUCUCUUCCAAGUCUUGUGCUGCUACAGUUCAGACCAUAAUAUGGUGAUGCUGAGUACUUGCACCCUAGCUCCUCUAAGGAAGGCAAAAUUUGUUGAGAGCCCUCGAAUUCCAGAAUCUGAGCUUGGCUCACCAACUCUCACUUCAGCACCAAAACUGGACCUUGAUACCUACUGCCCUGGUGAAGCUGAGCAGGAGCUGGGACCCCCUCCAUCUGUAGAUGAGGCAGCAAACACACUCAUGACUCGCCUGGGUUUCCUUCUGGGAGAGAAAGUCACUGAAGUGCAGGCAGGACAGCAAUACAGUAUGGAAGUACAGGAGGACAAUCAGACCUCAGCAGUGUCCCAACGAAUAAGUCCUUGUUCCACGCUGACCAGCAGUACUGCUUCGCCACCUGCCAGUAGUCCAUGCUCCACCCUCCCUCAAGCUAGUACCAAGGAUGUUAUAGCGAAAGACUGCAGUUAUGGAGCUGUCACCAGCCCCACUUCUACUCUUGAAAGCAGAGACAGUGGCAUCAUAGCAACACUGACAAGCUAUUCCGAAAAUAUGGAUCGUACUAAGUAUGGAGGGGAAAGCAGUAAAGAAUUAGGAUCGGGAGGAAACCUGAAACCUUGGCAGACUCAAAAAUCCAGCAUAGACUCUUGUUUAUAUCGAGUGGAUGAAAACAUGACAGCCUCUACGUACAGUUUGAACAAGAUCCCAGAAAGGAACCUAGAGACUGUUUUAUCCCAAUCAGUACAAUCCAUUCCACUCUACCUUAUGCCUCGCCCAAACUCCGUAGCAGCCACCAGCUCAGCCCAUUUAGAAGAUCUAGCUUAUCUAGACGAGCAGCGACAUGCCCCCCUACGAACAUCUCUCCGGAUGCCUCGCCAGAGUAUGGCUGGUGCUCGCACACAACAGGACCUAAGAGUACGCUUUGCACCUUACAGACCUCCUGACAUCUCUCUGAAACCACUGCUUUUCGAGGUGCCCAGCAUUACCACAGAAUCUGUAUUUGUUGGCCGAGACUGGGUGUUCCAAGAGAUUGAUGUGCAACUGCAGAGUGCCGAUGCCAGUGUGAACAGAGGUGUGGUGAUAGUUGGAAAUAUAGGCUUUGGCAAGACAGCAAUCAUCUCCAGACUGGUUGCACUGAGCUGCCAUGGCACACGCAUGAGGCAGAUUGCUUCUGACAGUCCUCAUGCAUCCCCAAAACAUGUUGAUGCAAACCGAGAGCUUCCUCUUACUCAACCACCUUCUGCUCACUCCUCCAUCACUAGUGGAAGCUGCCCUGGCACCCCAGAAAUGCGCAGACGUCAGGAGGAGGCUAUGCGGAGGCUUGCUGCCCAGGUUGUUGCCUAUCACUACUGCCAAGCUGAUAAUGCCUACACCUGUCUUGUGCCAGAGUUCGUACACAAUGUGGCAGCCUUGCUGUGCCGCUCCCCCCAGUUUGUUGCCUACAGAGAGCAGCUGUUGCGGGAACCACAUCUGCAAAGCAUGCUUAGCUUGCGAUCCUGUGUUCAGGAUCCCUUAGCUUCUUUUCGGAGGGGAGUUCUGGAGCCCUUGGAAAGCCUUCAUAAAGAGCGAAAGAUCCCCAAUGAAGAUUUCAUCAUAUUAAUUGAUGGGUUAAACGAAGCUGAAUUUCACAAACCCGACUAUGGGGAUACAAUAGUAUCAUUCCUGAGCAAAAUGAUAGGGAAAUUUCCAUCCUGGCUGAAACUGAUUGUGACGGUUAGAACAAGUCUACAGGAAAUAAUUAAGUUAUUACCCUUCCAUAGGAUAUUCCUGGACAGACUGGAAGAGAAUGAAGCUAUAGAUCAGGAUCUUCAAGCCUACAUCCUACACAGAAUACAUAGCAGCUCUGAGAUACAGAAUAACAUCUCUCUUAAUGGUAAAAUGGACAACACAACCUUUGGCAAACUCAGUUCUCAUCUCAAAACUCUGAGUCAAGGAUCCUACCUGUACCUUAAGCUCACAUUUGAUCUAAUAGAGAAGGGCUAUUUGGUGUUAAAAAGCUCCAGUUAUAAGGUAGUUCCCGUCUCCCUUUCGGAGGUGUACCUACUGCAGUGCAAUAUGAAGUUUCCAACACAGUCUUCCUUUGACCGGGUGAUGCCUCUCUUGAAUGUGGCAGUAGCAUCUCUGCACCCCUUGACUGAUGAGCAUAUUUUCCAGGCAAUCAAUGCAGGAAGCAUUGAAAGUUCCUUGGAAUGGGAGGACUUUCAGCAAAGGAUGGAGAACCUCUCCAUGUUUCUUAUCAAGCGCAGAGAUAUGACACGGAUGUUUGUCCAUCCAUCUUUUCGAGAAUGGCUGAUAUGGAGAGAAGAAGGAGAAAAGACCAAGUUCCUGUGUGACCCUAGGAGUGGCCAUACGUUGCUUGCCUUCUGGUUUUCCCGUCAAGAGGGAAAACUCAAUAGACAGCAGACUAUUGAGCUGGGUCAUCAUAUUCUCAAAGCACACAUCUUUAAGGGACUGAGUAAAAAAGUUGGGGUCUCCUCCUCAAUUCUCCAAGGGCUUUGGAUUUCGUACAGCUCGGAAGGUCUUUCCAUGGCACUGGCCUCUCUGCGGAACUUGUACACUCCCAACAUAAAGGUCAGUCGACUGCUGAUCUUGGGAGGCGCCAACAUCAAUUACAGGACCGAAGUACUGAACAAUGCCCCAAUUUUAUGUGUCCAGUCUCAUCUUGGUUACACAGAGAUGGUAGCUUUGCUGUUGGAGUUUGGAGCAAAUGUUGAUGCCUCUUCAGAAAGUGGCCUGACGUCUCUUGGAUAUGCUGCUGCUGCUGGCUAUCUAAGCAUUGUUGCACUGCUGUGCAAGAAGCGAGCCAAGGUGGAUCAUUUGGACAAGAACGGUCAGUGUGCACUGGUUCAUGCAGCUCUCAGAGGUCACUUGGAGGUUGUCAAGUUUUUAAUUCAGUGUGACUGGACAAUGGCUGGGCAACAGCAAGGAGUGUUCAAAAAGAGCCAGGCCAUCCAGCAGGCACUCAUCGCUGCUGCCAGCAUGGGAUACACCGAGAUUGUCUCCUACCUGCUUGAUCUUCCAGAAAAAGACGAGGAGGAGGUAGAACGAGCACAAAUCAACAGCUUUGACAGUCUCUGGGGAGAGACAGCUCUGACUGCUGCAGCUGGACGAGGCAAGCUGGAUGUUUGUCGUCUGCUUCUGGAACAGGGAGCAGCUGUAGCCCAGCCUAAUCGACGUGGGGUUGUUCCAUUAUUCAGUGCUGUUAGACAAGGCCAUUGGCAGAUCGUUGAUCUCUUGCUCACCCAUGGUGCAGAUGUUAACAUGGCAGAUAAACAAGGUCGGACUCCCUUGAUGAUGGCAGCUUCGGAGGGGCAUUUGGGCACAGUAGAGUUCUUACUGGCACAAGGCUCAUCCAUUUCCCUAAUGGACAAAGAAGGACUUACUGCUCUCAGCUGGGCUUGCCUAAAAGGCCACCUUUCAGUAGUGCGAGCUUUGGUGGAGAGUGGAGCCGCUACAGACCAUGCUGACAAAAAUGGGCGCACUCCAUUGGAUCUAGCUGCAUUUUAUGGUGAUGCAGAGGUGGUGCAGUUCCUGGUGGAUCACGGUGCCAUGAUUGAGCAUGUGGAUUACAGUGGGAUGCGGCCCCUUGACAGGGCAGUGGGUUGCCGUAAUACUUCUGUUGUAGUCGCCUUACUGAAGAAAGGAGCCAAGAUAGGUCCAGCAACCUGGGCGAUGGCCACCUCCAAGCCAGACAUCAUGGUCAUCCUGUUGAGCAAGCUGAUGGAGGAGGGAGACAUGUUUUACAAGAAGGGGAAAGUGAAGGAGGCUGCCCAGCGCUACCAGUAUGCCCUGAAGAAGUUCCCCCGAGAAGGGUUCGGAGAAGACCUGAAAACCUUCCGGGAACUGAAGGUGUCACUCCUUCUCAACCUGUCGAGAUGUCGGAGGAAAAUGAAUGAUUUUGGAAUGGCGGAGGAAUUUGCUACUAAAGCACUGGAGCUGAAACCGAAAUCUUAUGAAGCUUACUAUGCAAGAGCAAGGGCCAAACGCAGCAGCAGCAGGCAGUUUUCAGCAGCACUGGAGGACCUGAACGAAGCCAUCAAACUAUGUCCGAACAACCGUGAGAUCCAGCGGCUGAUGAUGAGGGUGGAGGAAGAGUGCAGACAGACACAGGUGCAACUACAGCAAGAGCCUCUUGUAGUAUCUGAAUCUGAAACACAGCAUGAAGAGUUGUAUGCAGUGCAAGACAUCUUGGAAGAGGAGUAUCUUGAACAAGAUGUAGAAGAAAAUAUUUCUGUUGGCUUGCAGACUGAAUCACGGCCCAGCCAAACACUGCCCAUCAUCCAGAGCCCACCUUCUUCCCCUGCCCACCGGGACUCUGCCUACAUCUCCAGCUCACCACUUAGUUCACAUCAGGUGUUUGACUUCAGGUCAAAUAGUUCUGUGGGAUCACCAACAAGACAAGGGUACCAGCCCAACUCCCCAGCACUCUCUCCAACACACCAAAAUUCGCAUUAUAGGCGUAGUCCGCCACACACAUCUCCUGCUCACCAAGCCUCCUCUUACCGUUUUAGCCCACCUCCAGUAGGUAGCCAAGGGAAAGAAUAUCAAAGUCCACCUCCUUCUCCCCUUCGUAGAGGCCCUCAAUACCGAGCCAGCCCUCCUGCAGAUAGCAUGAGUGUCUACAGGGCUCAGUCCGGCUCACCAGUUCGAUAUCAGCAGGAACCCAGCAUCAGUCAGCUUCCCAAUCGGCCAAAAUCUCCACUCUCCAAAAUGACACAGAGGUCUUUCCAAAUGCUUCCACUGCCUGUUGCAGUCCCCCAGCAAGGGCUCAGGUUGCAGCCUGCCAAGGCACAGAUUGUCCGAAGCAACCAGCCAAGCUCAGCUGUGCAUUGUAGUACUGUGAUCCCAACGGGCACUUAUGGUCAAGUGGCUCAUUCAAUGGCCAGUAAAUAUCAGUCUGCAUCCACAGAAAUACCUGUUGGCCAAAAUCGGCUGGUCUACCAGAGCUCCAUUGGGGGUAUAGUGGGGGAUGGACGGCCCAUGCAGCAUGUUCAGGCCAGUCUCAGUGCAGGGGCCAUCUGCCAGCAUGGAGGGCUGGCUAAAGAGGAUCUUCCACAAAGGCCUUCCUCUGCCUAUCGUGGUGGGAUGAGAUAUAGUCAGACCCCACAGAUUGGGCGCAGCCAGUCAGCUUCCUAUUAUCCAGUCUGUCAUACAAAGCUUGAUCUGGAACGUUCCUCCCUACCUUCUAGCCAGCUUGGUUCACCUGAUAUCUCUCACUUGAUACGAAGGCCCAUUUCAGUAAACCCUAAUGAAAUAAAGCCUCAUCCGCCAACCCCAAGACCUCUCCUUCAUUCUCAGAGUGUUGGCCUCAGAUUUUCCCCUUCUAGCAAUAGCAUCUCAUCCACUCCCAGUCUGAAUCCCCCCUUCCGCCCUUCAGCUUCUAUUCAGCAGAUGGAGAUCCCCCUUAAGCCAGCCUAUGACAGGUCAUGUGAUGAGCUUUCCCCAGUCUCUCCAACACAGGGCGGUUACCCCAGCGAGCCUGCCCGCUCCAGGACCACGCCUUUCAUGGGAAUAAUAGAUAAAACUGCCCGAACUCAGCAGUAUCCCCAUCUGCACCAACAGAACAGAACCUGGGCUGUGUCUUCAGUGGAUACUGUUAUAAGCCCCACAUCUCCUGGAAACCUUCCCCAGCCAGAAACAUUCAGCCCACCUUCCUCAAUCAGCAGCAUUGCCUUUUAUAACAAAACCAACAAUGCACAGAAUGGCCACUUGCUGGAAGACGACUAUUACAGUCCACACGGGAUAUUGGCCAAUGGCUCCCGAGGAGACCUCCUAGAGAGAGUUAGCCAAACCUCUUCAUAUCCCGAUGUUAAGGUGGCCAGGACACUGCCUGUUGCACAGGCAUAUCAGGACAACCUCUAUAGGCAACUUUCCAGAGACUCCAGGCAAGGACAGACAUCCCCUAUCAAACCAAAGAGACCAUUUGUGGAGUCUAAUGUGUGAAAUGGACGUGUUUUGGAGUAAGAGCCUUGUGUUUUUCAGCACACGUUUCCGGGCUGAAUUCCCAUAUUACACUGCUGUUUUCUUCCUUUUUAAAAUUUUCAUUCUCUAGCAGGCCGCCAACCAGGGGUUUUUCUGUGAUUUCUGUGUGAUGACGAGGCAGUCCAAGACAUGCUCCAAACCCUUUGCUACACACAGCUGACCUCAGAUAAAGCCAGUACUGUAAAUGUUUUCAGCUGUCAAUUAGGCAAUGUUAGUACAUGGUAUUGGGGGCUAAACUAGAAAGAUUCUAUACAAACUCAAGGGAAGUAACCAGCUCUUUGAAGAAAAAUGUUAAUUUCCAAAUCUAAUUGAAUACAGGCUUUAAAACGCUUAUUAAAAUUUCCUACAGAAUAUUGAUCCCCGUUUGCUUGGAAAUUGCACUCCUUCAGUUAGCAUAGUGCUGUCCACAUUGUGUCCAAAGAGCUUGUUGACCUGCACAGAAUGGGGCUUUUAUUUUGUUUGUAAUACAAUGAGGAGCUAUGCAUCAAACCCAUCCUGCUUUAUCUGGUGUGAUAGGAUUGUACCUUAGUAUUAAAAAUUCAUGAUUGUGAAUUUUAAAAAUCCUUGCCAGCCAAUCUGUUGGUCUGGACUACCACGGGUAACAUUGUUUUGAAAGGCAUAUUUGGAAUAAUACUGUUUUGAUUUCCUCUGAGGCAGUUGAACAAAUAUUCAGGGAGAAAUCAACAUUCUCUCCACUUUAGCCAAUCAGUGGGUGGCUACCUCCGUCUGUAUUUCGGACUUUCUGUCCAUUUUUCAGUGGGCUUGUUGUCCUAAUGGAAUGGCACCUUACCUAUUCACACUCAAGGUAUUGUUCCCAUAUCAGCAAAGUUCAUUAUAAACUGUGGGAUGUCCCAUUAUUUUAAAGCAUGAUGGGGAACUGAGAAAGAGAACCAGAAUUGGUACAGAUACUCCCAUAGUGACAGUUAAUGCCCUCCUGCCCUUGAAUUCUGUAUUAGUAUCCUGUAGCAAUGCUUCCUGAGGUAGAGAUGCUUUGAGCCAUGUGGGCAUUCCUUUCUGGAGUGAAGCACUUUAUUUCACUCUUCUCUGGUUGUGGCACAUUAUGAUUUGGGUUUAGGUUAAUGUGAUACUGGGAUUUGAAGAAUAUGUUUUUGGAGUUAGAAGUUGGAACUGCGUUUUUAAGCCAAAUUCAGAAGGCAGAAUGAUUGAGAAAGGAACCCUGGGAGAAUAUCAGAUGUUGACAGAAAUGGUGAUGAGAUCUGGUGGCAGGAAAAGGUAGCAAGAGCUUUCAAAUUCAUGUCACUCAUUAGCUCAGGAAGGCCAGACUUGAUACCAUUGGGGUCUGAUAGAAGUAAUCUGUGAAUAUAUACAGGAGCUCAGACAGCAUCAGAUGAGGGAGCAUCCCCUUGACCUUGAAAUGGCAGGAACGCAAGCAAUGCAAAAUGAUACUUUGCCCUUUCUUCAUUUUCGUUGGGCAAAGGAUAAAGCUGGGUUCCUGUACAUUAAGCAGGGGUUUUUUUUAUACCAUAAUUGCACCUGAAGUGGACAGUCAAUCUCAUGGUCCCAGCUGAAAUGGAGUCUUUAUUUAUGAUUCAAUGGGUUUUGGAGCAUAAAUCAGGUGCCCGCAAAGUACCCUUUGCUUCAUGAUUUACUGUCAGUGCUUCCCUUCUUUUUGAAGUCUGUUGUCAUCAGGAGCUCCUCUGUUUAAACAAACAAGUGAUAGAAAAAGUAUUUCUAUUAAAUUUGCAAGGCUUGCAUCUUCAGAUGAGGUUGGUAGGUUCCAUACCUGAAAGUAUUACUGACAAUAUGUUAUGCUUUAGGGUCCUGGAACUCAGACAGACGAAGAGAUUUCAGGAAAUAUUGUGGUUCUCUUCAAAUGAGUAGCCAUUAUGGUUUGACUGUGAAAAGCCAGGGGAUGUUUUCAAGAGUUCAUUUUACUUUUACUUUGGUCCUUCAUUAGAGCUCUUUUUGCACAUCUUUUCCCAGCUCUUAAAUGUAUUCCAAAAUUUGUUUGCAGUAAUGGAAAACACUUAGCAGGAGGAGUAGCAUUAAUUCUUAUUCUGCUAGGGACUUGCUAAGGUAUGCUGGUAUCCUGCAAGUUCUGAAGUUGGCAGCUACUUCUUUUCAAGGAGCAGGGUGUGUUUCAGCGCUAUUUCAACUUGUAUAUUGAAAGGGACUGUGGUGUGCCUCAUUUUCUUGUGGGUAAGUGUGUGUAUGAGGGGGAAGGAAGGAGGGAGGUUUCAUAGAUAACCCAAGAUAUAAGGAAGGUGCAACUUUAAAUUUGAUUUCCUUUAUUGUUGGGAUGGAUAAAGCCAUUCCCUGCUUUCCCCACGCACAUUUCUUUUGUGUCCUGGGGAAGUAGAAAGCGUUGAUACCCUUUUUCCCCCUCUGUAUGAAGGGAUCCUCAUGAUUUUAGUGUCACCUUAGAAAUGUGUUCAGUCUUUAUAAAGACGGAUUAUUUUAAACUCUUCAAAACUGGAAUAUGCACCAAACAAGAAUAUGUUUGCUGUGUUUAUCAGUGAUUUGUGUAUUUUUUUAAAAAAAAGAUUGGUUGCAACUGCUUUGGAGCUGCUUGUAUCAUGCAGAAGAUUGAACCCAUUUUACUGCAGCGGACAGUGAAAGGUCAAAUUAAUAGCUUCUUUUGUCUGCCUUUUGCCUAUGAUAAAAGACAUACCAAAUUCUCUGGUACAAUUGGAGUGCACUGAGACAUCUCAUUAUCCUGUCUUUUCUGAUAAACCAACCAACCAAAUUUAGUCUCCUCUUCCAUGUGGGAGGUGAGGAACAAUGCUGCUGUCAUACUAAUCAUCUCUGCAGUUUCAAGAUAUGAAUCUUCUUGAUGGCAUAAUGCUGUAGUCUUGAGUCUGGCUGCUUUGCUCUGCUCUUCACUGCCAUGAGAUUCCCAGUACCAUAUCUGUUUACAUUUAGCAGUUAGUAAAAGAAGCGGCAUGCACAUUCAAAAUGAGGUUUUAAUACUUCCGUUGUGCAGGGUUUUCCCUCCCCCACUCCCCAACAGUACUGUGUUGUGAUUUCACAGGAUUUUUGCACUGAUAGGUUUGCCACCUGCUCUCUCUGUAAGUGGGGUGCACUUUACAGUUUCAUUUGUCACUAUGAUAAAUACUGGUUAUUUAAGUGUGAUUGGUGUCUUCAUUAGAUACACAACAGAACAGCUCUUGUCUUUCAGUGUAUUUUAAAAAAACAGAAGCAAUGACUCAUAAAAUAUAUAGCACAAGUAUUAGCUGUUGUACAUAAGCAUUAAAAGGUGAAGUAUUUUUUUCAAUAUAAAGAGAAAUAUUUGCUGUGAUUUACCCAACUGAUCUCCUAGCAAUUCUCUUUAGAGGCACCUGAGGCUUAAUUGUUACUGCUUUUAGUUACCAAGUAACACACAUCUCAGCUGAAAUAGGAGCUGGUUUGUCUUCGUUAGAAUUUAGCAGGAGGCAAUUCCUUCUGUAUUUGCUCUCAGCUGAGAUCUGGUUGCUCAUUGUGUCCUCUCCUGAAAUACAGUGUGAUAGAGCACAAAAUUUCUUUCACUGUCCCUUCUUCAAUUUAAAUGCCUUUUCAAGUGAGGCUUUUUCUACUCAGGAAAGUGUGAUAGAAUGGCUAACACACACACACACACACACACAAACGAGGGCUCCCAGACGGUUUUUUAAAAGGGUCAUGCAAAAAUACUGCACCUGUCCCCUUCCCCAACAAUACUUAAGCUGGAAUUUCAGAACUGUUUUUACCCAGAAAAUCAAACACACCAAAUAAACUAGUUUACUGAAUCCAGCAGCAUUUGUGCUUUGAAUGUUUGCCUGUGUUUUAUCAAAACCUGCCACCUGAUGUUAUUCUAACACUGCAGAAAAGCUUUCUUUUCUUUCUUUUGCUCAACAGAAGCCACAUUCUAGAACUGGAAUUUAGAUGCUGGCUUAUGGUGAGUUAUGACUCUUGCAGUUAUACCAGCUAGUUCUCUGGUUCUGAGGACCAAACUAGAGAUUACCUUGAUUGUAGGUAUGCAAUGACCAAGCAGAUUUUUUUUUGGGGGGGGGUAGGUUAGUAGCAGCCAUGAGGAAACCUGAGCAGCCUCAGAACCAUAGGAGUGGGGGGGGCAUCUUUCCUUUCUGUGGUCCCAACAACAAAUAUUUCCCCAAAGUUGCCAGUGCAAGUAGUAACAUCAGGACCUUGGCAGAGAGAGAGUGUGUGUUAAUUUUUUUCUCUCCACCCCUGCCAGUGCCAAGCCUGCAUAGGCUUUAGCAUGGCUGCUAUUGACAUCACAACACGCACACCCCAAAAAAAGCUGUGCAUUUGAAUUGCAUUCAAGCAAUUAACUUCACUCUGGUUUAGCCCCAAGUCUGCUUCCUAGGGGUCUGGUCACUUGGGUGCCUAGAAUUGAGGCUGGCACCUAGAAAUUUGAAGUAAUUAGUCUGAGCUGGCUCUCUAAAAUAGGAUAGGAACCUGCCUUGCAAGCUCUACCUGACUCCAGGGGAGAGAGCUAUCAGCUUUGAACAUGACUGUACUGCAGGCUAUAAGAAAUGUUCAUAUAGGUCAAGAGUUAAGUGGCUGAAGAUACACCUUCCUUUGCAGUUUCAAAGUGGCAGAGGCUGUCCACAUAAUGGAGAGCGUUUGGGAAGGAGAAUAUUUCUUUCAAAUACUAAGCCUGAAGGGUGUUUUUAAAAUGUAUUUCUUUUUACGAGCUUUAGAGAAUGGACUGCAGAGAAAGGGGGAAAGCCUGCACUACGUUGAAAACCUAAGUCACGAGCCUGGCCUUUUGCAGCAGUGAAUAAAUUGCUGCUGUUCCAGAUCCACACAGAAAGUAAUCUAGUAAAAACCAAAGUGCCAGCUUCUCCACGCCUUACAUAAAGUAAUGAACAUCACUGCGUGCCUAAAAAUUAUUCUCCUCUGUUUAAGGUGGUCCCUUGCAAACUCUUGGAUGGCAGGCUGCAUCUCUUCCCCCUUCCCUCUUCUUAGACCUACUGGGUGUUUCAGGGCCUUCAUCUGCCAGAGUUCAGUUUAUAAAAAGGGCUUAGAAGGGGGCAGGAACUAACAUACCUCCUUUGACAUGUUAGAUGCCUUCACUAAAUGUAUGGUUGCUGUGAAAAGGGAAGGAGGAACUUGGGGCACAAGCACAAAGGGGUGGAAAACCUGAACUGCUCCCCCCCCCGAAUUACUUGAAUUUAAUUGCUGGAUAAUUUUUCUCCCCUAACAACAAAAAUCAUAUUAAGGGCUGAAAUUACAUAGCAGACUAUUUUGUUUGCAGUUCUUGAUUAUGGCUAUUUUGUCCAUCUCCUGAACCAGACUAGGCCCUCACUGCAAAUAAAUCCCUGCAAUCCUUCUUGGCAAUCACUUGGGAGUUUCUCUCACAACUGGUUUCCCCUUAGAAAGGCAGACGCAGCUGGCCUAUGGCAGCUUCCAAGUUGAGAGGCUACUGAGAAAAUACAAUGAGGUUUUGCACUUUUUACACUUGUUUAGAAGGGGAAAGGAGAUGAUGCUUUUCUGCUGACUGCACCACACUUGAGUUUAUGAGAGAGGGGGACAGUUCAGCUCUGUUCUGCCUGGACAUGCACCAGACCCUAAGUCCAUUUCCUAUGCUUACCCACAAUUAUUUACUGAUACUGAUAUUUCUACAGAAUGCAAGGCACUAAUCUGUAUAGGUCCAGGGUUUGGGGUAUUUUUGGAGGGGAUGAAUGUUUUGCACCAGUUAAACGUGUUUCCCAUGCCAAUGGUGUUCUUUCAUUGAGCAUUUUCUUCCCCGUGAGCAUUGCAGCAUUUUGCCUGCCUUGUCUGCCUCUGUACAGUAACACAGCACUCCUUUGUAUUAAAACCUUUCUGGUUUGCCAUCCUUCAAGACACUUGCUGGGAAGACACUGACUUUUUCCUUUUAGCUUUUCUAUAAUUCUGAUGUAAAGGAUUUUCUCUGUACAGUAUAAUAAUAUUCAAUUGCAUGUUCUGUUCUCUUACUGAUAUAUUGAAUCACCACACAGUUGUGAUCUUUUGCAACAGGGCAGCCGCACAAAUACCUGCACUCGGCUAAGGCUCUUGGCCACCCCUGUAUAAAGGAAAGAAAUGUGUUUCUUUCCCUUCACUGUACUUGCUUGAGCAGAGUUUUAUUGUCUGUACAUGUGAGCUGUGAGAUAGACGUGGAAAAAGUUCAAAAAGAAUGCAUUCUCCCCUGCCCCUCCCUAAUGUAUACAGAUUGUAUCCUGUACAAUGAACUGUAUGUAUGAAAAAAAUGUACUUAUUUAUAAAUGGUUAACACUUGGAAA